Molecule: messenger RNA, 423 nt
Organism: Diachasma alloeum
Lineage: Eukaryota; Metazoa; Arthropoda; Insecta; Hymenoptera; Braconidae
Exons: 2
Coding region: 1-423 (140 amino acids)
Molecular function (GO): zinc ion binding; nucleic acid binding
Source: RefSeq, a predicted model, not a curated record
AUGGCGUGUGUCCGUGUGAGCUCCACAGUAUUUUGCUUAAGGUCUUUGCGCAAGGCCUACGGAGGUACCCAGACUGCUUCAGUGACACUGGCCGCAGCCGUCGUGAAGAAAGUCCUAGGCGAUCGAGGCAAGAUCCGUAUAGGAUGGGUGAACUGCCGGAUCAGACGGGUGGAGAGAGUGAUCAAGUGCUUCAAGUGCUGGCACUAUGGGCAUCUCGCCAUCAAAUGUAGGAGUCAAGUGGACAGAGCAAAGCUCUGUACAAAAUUUGGGGAAGAUGGACACAAAGCUGCUGGCUGUGAAAAAGCAGCCCUUUGUGCCUUAUGCACUGAGAGAGAUCCAUCGAAGGACUGUGCCCAUAUUGCUGGUAGCAGCAGAUGCCCUGUCUUCAGGGAGGCACAUCAGAAGGUGAAUAAGAAACAGUAA